GUUGCUAUAUACCAUGUAAUACUCCACAUACCCCCACAUAUUCUCUAGACUCUUAAUUGCCAGCUCCAUAUGAUACUCCCCAGACCGCCACAUAUGAUCUAUCCUCUAGGCUGAUCUAGUUUCCUUUCCUUGAGAGAGCUAAAUUAAUGAAAAAAGCGGAACUAAUUUGCAUGAAGAAGCUAGCCUUAGCGCAGUACUGUUUCUGACGGCCUCCAAGUAGCUGGAAAAAAACUUCAAACAGGAAUCUUGUACUUUUGAGAUUCUGAAACUCGAUACACCAGGAAUCUUUCUGCAUUCUUCCUCAUUCUUGGAGAUGGAAUCUUAAGUAGGGUCGACGCUGGGUAAGUGUACCUUGCGUAGAGUAGAAGAGGAGGUGCAAAUGUCUGCAAAGCUUUUGUAUACCAGCUCAAAGGAUGAAAAUCAAGAUCUGCAGAAGCAGAUUGGGUGCAUGAAUGGAAUUUUUCAGUUCUUUGACCGUCACCAUUUCCUCACCGGCCGACGUAGUAACAGCCAAGGCCACAAGAGGCUUCUUCCAGGUCAAAAUAGGAACCCCGCAACAAAACCUCGUGCAUUACAGAGAAUUACGGAAAGAAACCCAAAGAAGUUUGUGAAACAGAAACAGAGAGUCUCGACAGAAUCAUCCCAAACCUCUCUUUCAUCCUCCUCAUGUUCAUCUAGCUACUCCUCUCUCGACUGUAAAACAGCUCAAUUCGAGCCAUCUUUGUUUAACCAACCCAGGUUCCCUGGAAACCCCACUCUGCCCAUGAACAAACCAUAUGCGUCUUUGCAGUCAAGCCAACAAUCUCUUGAUCUUCGAGAUGUUGUUAAAGAACCCAUCUACAGAGAGGGCCGUGCAUUAUCGGUGAAGACUUAUAGAAAAGAGGAAGCAGUAGGCACUACCUUGAAAUACAUAGACUCCCCGAGACCUUUGUCGCCGCCCAAAUCUGUCAAGUCCAGAGCUUCUGGUGCCAAUGAUUCAGUUCGCAGUCUUGCUCAGCUCCAGGAAGCACCAACGAAUUACAAGAAACAGAAACAAAGAAUCGUACUCUCCUCACUGAAGGAUGCUCCCCGGCUCUCUUAUGAUGGAAGGGUAUCACAAGAUGCAUGCAAGUCCAGAAUAAAGCUCAAGGAACUCCCAAGGCUUUCAUUGGACAGCAGAGAAGGCUCCAUAAGGGGUCUUGCCUCUGAAACAAAAUCAAAUUUUCUUUUGAAGGAUCUGAAAAGAAGGAAUGACGACUCCAGCGAAAAGCUUAAUCAGAAGCAAGAACCAGAAAGCUCCGAACGACCAUCAAACCUUAUAGUGAAGUUGAUGGGAUUGGAAGCUUUCCAACAGUCAACAUCCACCGGUGAGAAUCCAUUAGGGUUUAUUAGUAGCUGUCAAACUGAUAAAUCUGAUCCCCUCUCAAAAUCAUCAAGAGCAACUGAUGGAAACAAGAAAAAUCAAAUUUCUACUUUCCCAAGGAAAUCGCACAAGGACCCCAUGUCAUCCAGGUCAAAAAAUGCUGAUUCAGUCAUGAGGCCUACCUCAAGAUCAAGAUUCCCUACAGAACAAACUCCGUGGAGGCAGCCAGAUGGCAGGCAAAGUUCUCAACAAAUAGCUUUCAAGUACAGGGAAGCUACCACAAAAGCCUCAAACUCCUACCCCUCUGUUUAUGGUGAAAUCGAAAAAAGGUUAGCCGAACUUGAGUUCAAAAAAUCUGGUAAAGAUCUCAGAGCUCCUAAGCAGAUAAUCGAAGCAAUGCAGAAGACCAACAAAGCAUUAGAUUACAAAAGAGAGCAGCCUUCAAAAUUUGCAUCACAAACAAGCAACUAUAGCAGUUAUCACCAAAGCUCAAAUUUAGCAAGCCCAAGAAAGGCACAAAAUAAGGACUCAGUUUCCACCACAAUCAAGGGACUGCAUUCUCCAGAGAGUUCUAUAUUCCCAACGGUCAAAAUCAGAAGAACAAUUGAUUGUGCUUCCACCAUAAUUCCGACUGAACGUAUGUCAGGUCUCAACAAGCCUGGUUUUUCUGCAAAUGGGAGAAUGGUUAACAUGCAAACAGCUAAAGACCAUUUCAGUCCACCGUCUUGCUCCACAGAUAAGAAAACCAAUGUGAGAACUUCAAAAUCAACAUCAGCCUUAAAGGUGCCUCAACACAUCAUUGGAGAAAACAACACAGGCUCAGUAACUGUGAGCCCAAGACUGCAACAAAGGAAGAUCAGUUCGCAGAAGCAGUCACCUCUCACCAUCCCAUCUUCAGAUACAAGCAAAGUCAUUGGGCAACGUACUAGACAACAAGUGGGACCAAACUCCCAGGGUAGAAAACUCAGACUAAUAUCUCCCAGUUUGCAGCAAUGCAAUGACCAAUUGAGUGAGACCAGCAGUGGCGUGAGAGAUUUAACACACCAAGGUGACACCUUUUCUCUGACAUCAGAAAGCAACAUUAGCUUGUGUUCUCAUACUGAUACAGAAGUCACAAGCACCAAUCACUCUGAUAAGAUCAAUGCCAACUUCUUCAAGCAGGAUGGCAAGAAUAAGAAUCCACCAGGGUCCAGCAAAGACAGGAUCAUGGUUAAACCUGCAAUAGCUGCCCUAGAACAACCAAGCCCCGUGUUUGUUCUUGAUGCUACCUUCAACAGAGACAAGUCACCAUCUCCUGUGAAGAAGAUAUCAAAAGCCUUUAAAGAUUACGAGGCUCGAGAUCCUGAAGAAGGGGAAUGGAUUCCAGUAGAUCUAGCUCAAUUGCCACCGAGAACAAAGCCCUGUUUCAGUGCUGAUGUCGAUGAUAAAAAAUCAGAAAGCAUCCACCAUUUAGUUCAGAAUAUUCAUCAAGAAAACACUACUGAAGAGGAAACCAUCACUGAUUACACUGCAGCACUCCAUGAGAGCAUGAAUUCAAACCACAGAUACAUUUCAGAAAUGUUGUUAUCAUUGGGUCUCCUUGGAGAUCUUGACUCUGGCUCAACGACCAUUCGGCUCCAAGCAUCGGGCCACCACAUCAAUUUUAACUCGUUCUUUGCAUUGGAACAAACAAAGGCAAGUGCUGGGCUCUUGAAUGAUAAGCAAAGUGAUGAAAGGAUUUUUAAUUUAGAACCCUCUGAGAAAAUUCAAAGAGUACUCGAAUGCGAUACUGUUAAUGAAAUUCUUGUUCGAAAGUUGCUUUUAGGAUGUCCUACUCCCCCACAGAAAUGGUUAUCACCAAAUAAGAUAGCAGCAAGAAAUCCAAAAGGGCAGCAGCUUCUGGAAGAAAUUUGUUCAGAGGUAGAUCGGCUAAAGAAUAAUAACUUGAACAGAAGCCUAGUUGAGGAGUACGACAGCUUGAGCAUCAUAUCAGAAGAUUUAACACAUCGAUCAAUGAAAUGGAUAGAUUUCCACUGUGAAAUUCCUGGGUUAGUGUUGGAUAUUGAGUGGUUGAUCUUUGAAGACUUAAUAACUGAAAAUGUAAACAGUCAGGGAGUUGGUCUGCAAGGCCAGUCUGGUGGGCCUUUCAGGAAGCUAUUCUCAAGAUAGAACUUUUUUUUUUAAGUACUCUCCAUGUAGGAGUUUCGUAACAUUGAAAAGAUUCUCUCUCUCAAUCUCUUUCUUUCUCACAUUUUAUAUUUAUCUGGGUAGGGGUUUUGCUCUAUACAUCAUCUCAGAAAACAUUUCUGAGAAGACAGCUGCAUAAAUACUUUCCAAAACACAAUCUAAUAAAAACAAGCACAAUCAUGCAUGAGUAUGCAGGAACAAAUUAGGCUAUUUA
This is a messenger RNA of Juglans microcarpa x Juglans regia, 3722 nucleotides long. RefSeq names its product protein LONGIFOLIA 2-like. The record is from RefSeq and is a predicted model, not a curated record. NCBI's taxonomy places the organism in Eukaryota, Viridiplantae, Streptophyta, Magnoliopsida, Fagales, Juglandaceae. The transcript is spliced from 6 exons. The coding region runs from base 380 to 3490 and encodes 1036 amino acids. Gene Ontology annotation, biological process: regulation of monopolar cell growth.